Molecule: messenger RNA, 792 nt
Organism: Octodon degus (degu)
Lineage: Eukaryota; Metazoa; Chordata; Mammalia; Rodentia; Octodontidae
Gene: Sh2d1a
Product: SH2 domain containing 1A
Exons: 4
Coding region: 90-473 (127 amino acids)
Biological process (GO): cellular defense response; cell-cell signaling
Cellular component (GO): cytoplasm
Source: RefSeq, a predicted model, not a curated record
GUGGUUGACUUGUUACUGGCAGAGGCAGCCACGUUGGUGGCAUCUCCCUUUUUUAAUCUGUCACCUCAGUCGCUGGAAUCCACCAGGCCAUGGAUACAGUGGCUGUGUAUCAUGGCAAAAUCAGCAGAGAGACCGGAGAGAAGCUCCUGCUCGCCACGGGGUUGGACGGCAGCUAUUUGCUGAGGGACAGCGAAAGUGUUCCGGGCGUGUACUGCCUGUGUGUGCUGUAUCAAGGUUACAUUUAUACAUACCGAGUGUCCCAGACAGAAACGGGUUCUUGGAGUGCUGAGACGGCACCAGGGGUACAUAAAAGAUUUUUCCGGAAAAUAAAAAAUCUCAUUUCAGCAUUUCAGAAGCCAGAUCAAGGCAUUGUAAUACCUCUGCAGUAUCCAGUUGAGAAGAAGUCCUCAGCUCGAAGUACACAAGGUACUAUAGGGAGAAGAGAUUCUGAUGUUUUCCUGAAAGCACCAUGAUGAAAAAGAAAACACCUUGUACUGUAUUUUCAAUAAUUUAAAUAUAUGCUGUCUUGUGUAAUGUAGAUAAUACAGUUCAGUGAGCUAUAAAUGCAUUUGUAUCACCACUGUAGUUCUGCAAUGAAAACAUUUGCCUCAUAUUAAAGCUGAAAUGGACAUUUUCAUAAUGAGCAGCUUUGAAAUGAAAAUUGGGAAAAAUAAUUCUGUAGGUUAUUUUCAGUUACUGUAUUUUCAAAUGGGAAAUAAUUUAAGGUGUAAUGACUAUUUUAUAAAAUAUUGAUGUCAAUUCUUGCCAAACAUAAAUAAAAAUAAUCCCAAG